CACCCCCAAAGUUUCUACGACAAUCCUAACAAAUGCUUUUCCAACAAGAAAAGUAACUUAAAAUGUUGAACCGAGAAGGAAAAAAAAAGCUCUAGAGAAAUCUUUAAACUGGUAGCACAUUCCCUGCUCUCUUUUGGUCUUGACUCCUAAAACGUAUCACAUUUUCAUAUCCAAUUCUAGUGCUUCUUUCUGGAGUUGUAGCAUCCAAAGUGGAGCUUUCUUAUUUAUUGGCCUGAUGAACUUAAUCUGUUUCUAACUAAUUGAACUGAUUUCAUUACCCAGAAGACAGGGAAAUGAAGAUAUAGGUACAUAACACUGUCUUACCCAAAGUCUUUUUCAGCUUAGGGUUAGUUUUAUAGUCAUAAAUCAAUAGUAUUGUCUUAUUUUUGUACAUUUUUCUAAGAGUGUUCAUAAACUUCAAUAAAAAUACUUUGAAAGUAUCAUGUACAAAUGUAAGGCACUUAAGGCAAAUCUCAUAUAAGUAGAAUACCAUUUAAACUAGAUCUUGAGGUGGGGCAGCUAGGUGGCUCAGUUGAUUGAGAGCCAGGCCUAUAGAAGGGAGGUCUUAGGUUUAAAUCUGGCUUUGGACAUUUCCUAGCUGUGUGACCAUGGGGGAAGUCAUUUCACCCUCCUUGCCUAGCCCUUAAACUCUUCUGCCUUGGAACCAAUAUAGAGUAUUGAUACUUAGAAGGCAAGGGUUGUUUUUUGUUUGUUUGUUUUUUUAAUAAUAAUAAACUAGAUCAUUAAAUAGCUGUUUACUAAGAAAAGGAAUAACUAGAAUCUUGCUGCAUCUUAAUAAAUAAUUCUAGGAAUAACACCAGGAGAAAAGAGGAAUGAUUUACAUAUGGAACCUUCAUACUACUGAAGUAUAAGAUAAACACUAUCUUAACUAUAUUUACCUAAUUUAAACUACCUGUAUUUGAUAACCAGUACUGACAAGUGAAAGAAGGAAACAUCUUGGUGAGAAAAGAACAGUAAGAACAAGAGGGAUCUGUGUAUGCAGUAACAUCUUUUGAAAGAGAUCUUUUUGAAUGUGCAGAUAGGAAUAGAUAAAAUUGGGUACCCGUAAAGUAGGUUGGCAGUGAGAGUAUAAGUACCAGAGUUGCUCUAUGAAUUGUAGUAUUGAUUUUUGCAUUUUAGGCAGUCUAAGAAUGCAAGUAUAUUUUAUAAUUUCUUUUAAAAUCAAGAUAACAGAGCUUGACAAUUUCAUUUGGGCAAAAGAAAUAUUAAUAAGAAAAUUAGAGAAAAUCUGAUAACAUCAGAAAUGGCACUGUAUGAGCAAUGCCCUUCCACUACAGAGAAUUUAUUGUGUGACCAUGGACAAAUUAGUUAACCUCAGAGCCUCAAUUUUCUCUUCUGAAAUAUUCUACUUGUCUAACAGUGAGGAAAGUACUUUGUAAACCUCAAAACACUCUAUAAAUGUGAGUUAUUACUGUGGAGGAGCAGCAUGGAUAGAAAACCAGCUGGGAAACUGGGAAAACCUGGUAUUUAGUUCUACCUCUGACACAUCAGGUUGUGUGACCCUGGGCAAUACAUUUAACUUUCUCAAUUCCCUAAGCCACUAGUAGGUUGCAGGGAAGGGGAUGACUUGCAUUAGUAGGAGGAGUCUGCUCACCCAGAAAUUCUCUAUGCUUGGAAUUAUCAGUCUGGUCCCUAUACAUAUUAUAGCACUAGGACAGUGUGCAAUUACAUUCACUUUGCAUGAAAUUAUUCCUUAUUUCAAUAAUUUGUAUCACUACUUUGGGCAUAAUUUCCAUAUUGUUAGCUUUGAUGCUUGUCCAAGAAGAAAGAAUUUGAAGGGUGAAUUCUUUGUAUCUUACUUCAUUUAGAACUGAUACAUUUCAUAGAAAGUAGGCCACUAGAUGGGUGAACCACUACUAUAAUAUACUACAUUGUAUUCCUGUGUACUUGGUAAAUAUUAAUUGAAUUAAAUAACUUCCAUUCCCUGCUAAAUUGGUUUGGAUUUUAAUCAGUGAUCUAGAAGUGAAUGCUGUUAUAGUACUUAUUCUAAAGAGUACAUUUAGUGUAAUUGUUUAAUAUAAGGUUUCUAAUCUGUUUUUCAUGGCAUUCAUUGAAGUGUCAUGCUAUUUCUUUGUAGCAUGUGAAAAGACACAAUGUCCCAGUAGCAAGAGGUUUUUAGACCUAGCAUAUAUGUUAUUAGGGCUGGCCUUAUGAGUUGAUAUACACUGUACAUCAUAAACCAUUUUCUGUCACAAUUGUUUUUCACAAAAAGCUUAUGAUAAUUUGUUAGUUUUUUUUUUUAAACCUUUACCUUCUGUCCAAGCAUUGACUGUAAGACAGAAGAGCAACAAGGGAUAGGUAACUUAUGAUAAUUUGUAAAAUUGAUCAUUUUAAACCUAAAUCCAUUUGUUGAUUGUACUCCAAAGGUACAUUAUAACUGUCAUUUCUAUUAGUUUAUAUUUAUGGUUAUAAAGCCCCAAACCCAAAUGUCUACAACUACAAUAACCUAGCUUUAUGUGUUGAAUAGUUAUUUACUCUUUCUUUCUUUCUUUUUUUUUGUAAAAUCAGUAUACAUUUGUGGCAACUAUAUUAUCAGUAAAUGCUAGUUAUGAUGUUAAUAUUUUUAUCGGUAUUACUUUGCAAAUUUUAUUUAGGAUUAAGUAUUGGAAUUAGUAACUUUAGUUCUGGAUUUGUGAAAGAAGUAGAGUAUUUUGUAGUUAACUACAAAUAGGUCAGUGUGUGCUAUAGUGUUUUAAGUUCAUUUGUAAAAAUAGGGAAAAGUUCCCUUCAGAUUUUUAUAAUGAAUUUUUUGGUCACAAAAUACUAAGUACUUUGUGUUGCAAAUAUGUGAUAUCGUUUGAAGGAAGUAGCUCUUACUUGAUGAUGGUUAUAAGUUAUGCAGUUAAUUUGACCUUAGAGAAAUUUUCAUAAAACACAUUUAAAAAAAUAUUCAUAUUGCUUUAUUUCAUUUUUUUCCUUUUACUCCAAGCUUAAAUGCAUAGAAUAGUGGUGGCUAGACUAGAACAGAAUUGUGAACUAGCCAGUGAAACUUUUCGCCAUCAGGAUUUCAUCUGAAAAUAUGAAAAAGUUGAAAUAAUAUUAUUUAAUGUAGAUGUUUUAUGGCAAAUUACCAGUAUUAAAUGGAUGUUAGCAAAGCGCUUGAGAACCUGUGAAUAAAAAACUCCAUGAAAAUGCAACAUGGCAGCAGCAAUGGAAACUGAACAGCUGGGUGUUGAAAUCUUUGAAACUACAGAGUGUGAGGAGAAUGUUGAAUCACAAGAACAGCCUAAAUUGGAGCCAUUUUAUGUUGAGAGAUAUUCCUGGAGUCAGCUUAAGAAACUCCUUGCAGAUACCAGGAAAUACCAUGGCUACAUGAUGGCUAAGGCACCACAUGACUUUAUGUUUGUAAAGAAGAAUGAUCCAGAUGGACCUCAUUCAGACAGGGUCUAUUACCUUGCCAUGUCUGGUGAGAACAGAGAAAACACACUGUUUUACUCAGAAAUUCCCAAAACCAUCAACAAAGCAGCAGUUUUAAUGCUGUCUUGGAAGCCACUCUUAGAUCUUUUUCAGGCAACCCUGGACUAUGGAAUGUAUUCUCGAGAAGAAGAGUUAUUAAGAGAAAGAAAACGUAUUGGAACAAUUGGAAUUGCUUCUUAUGAUUAUCACCACGAAAGUGGAACAUUUUUGUUCCAAGCUGGUAGUGGAAUAUACCAUGUAAAAGAUGGAGGCCCACAUGGAUUUACUCAACAACCCUUAAGACCCAAUUUAGUGGAGACCAGUUGCCCCAACAUAAGGAUGGAUCCAAAACUGUGCCCUGCUGAUCCAAACUGGAUUGCUUUCAUCCAUAGCAAUGACAUCUGGAUAGCGAACAUUGUAACUAGGGAAGAAAGGAGGCUCACCUAUGUGCACAAUGAGCUUGCUAACAUGGAAGAGGACCCAAGAUCAGCUGGGGUUGCUACUUUUGUCCUUCAGGAAGAGUUUGAUAGAUAUUCUGGCUAUUGGUGGUGUCCAGAGGCUGAACCAACUCCCAAUGGAGGAAAAAUUCUUCGAAUUCUAUAUGAAGAAAAUGAUGAAUCAGAGGUGGAAAUUAUUCAUGUUACAUCCCCCAUGUUAGAGACCAGAAGGACAGAUUCAUUCCGAUAUCCCAAAACAGGCACAGCAAAUCCAAAAGUCACUUUUAAGAUGUCAGAAGUAAUGAUUGAUGCUGAAGGAAGGAUUGCAGAUGUGGUGGAUAAGGAACUAGUACAACCCUUUGAGGUUCUGUUUGAAGGAGUUGAAUAUAUUGCCAGAGCUGGAUGGACUCCAGAGGGAAAAUAUGCUUGGUCCAUCCUACUAGAUCGUUCCCAAACCCGACUACAGAUAGUGUUAAUAUCCCCUGCAUUAUUUAUCCCAGUAGAAGAUGAUGCAAUGGAACGACAGAAACUCAUAGAUUCAGUGCCUGAUUCUGUGACACCACUCAUUAUUUAUGAAGAAACAACAGACAUCUGGAUAAAUAUCCAUGACAUCUUUUAUGUUUUCCCCCAAAGUCAUGAAGAUGAAAUAGAGUUUAUUUUUGCCUCAGAAUGCAAAACAGGUUUCCGACAUCUGUAUAAAAUAACUUCCAUUUUAAAGGAGAGCAAGUAUAAACGAUCCAGUGGAGUGCUACCUGCUCCAAGUGAUUUCAAGUGCCCAGUCAAAGAAGAAGUAGCAAUUACCAGUGGUGAAUGGGAAGUUCUUGGCCGGCAUGGAUCUAAUAUCCAAGUUGAUGAAGUACAGAAGCUGGUGUAUUUUGAAGGCACCAAAGAUUCCCCGUUAGAACAUCACUUGUAUGUGGUCAGCUAUGACAAUCCUGGAGAAGUGACAAGGUUGACAGAUCGUGGCUACUCUCAUUCCUGCUGUAUUAGCCAGCAUUGUGAUUUAUUUAUAAGUAAAUACAGUAACCAGAAGAAUCCACACUGUGUGUCCCUUUACAAGCUCUCAGGUCCUGAAGAUGACCCAGCACAUAGAACAAAGGAAUUUUGGGCCACUAUUUUAGAUUCAGCAGGCCCUCUUCCUGACUACACACCACCAGAAAUCUUCUCAUUUGAAAGUACUACAGGAUUCACAUUGUAUGGAAUGAUGUAUAAACCUCAUGAUCUUCAGCCUGGGAAGAAAUACCCCACUGUGUUGUUUAUCUAUGGUGGUCCUCAGGUACAGCUGGUGAAUAAUCGGUUUAAAGGAGUCAAAUAUUUCCGCUUGAAUACCUUGGCAUCUCUCGGUUAUGUAGUUGUGGUUAUCGACAACAGGGGAUCCUGUCAUCGAGGGCUUAAAUUUGAAGGUGCCUUCAAAUAUAAAAUGGGUCAAAUAGAAAUUGAAGAUCAGGUGGAAGGACUUCAGUACCUAGCAUCUCAGUAUGAUUUUAUUGAUUUAGAUCGUGUGGGCAUCCAUGGCUGGUCCUAUGGAGGAUACCUCUCUUUGAUGGCAUUAAUGCAGAGGUCAGAUAUCUUCAGGGUUGCAAUUGCUGGAGCUCCAGUUACUCUGUGGAUUUUCUAUGAUACGGGAUAUACAGAACGUUAUAUGGGUCACCCUGACCAGAAUGAACAGGGCUAUUACCUAGGAUCUGUGGCCAUGCAAGCAGAGAAGUUCCCUUCUGAACCCAAUCGUUUACUACUAUUGCAUGGGUUCUUGGAUGAAAAUGUUCACUUUGCACACACCAGUAUAUUACUGAGUUUUUUAGUAAGGGCUGGAAAACCAUAUGAUUUACAGAUCUAUCCUCAGGAGAGACACAGCAUAAGAGUCCCUGAAUCUGGAGAACAUUAUGAACUGCAUCUUUUGCACUAUCUUCAAGAAAAUCUUGGUUCACGAAUUGCUGCUUUGAAAGUGAUAUAAUUGUGACUUUUGUGGAACUCUGGUACACUGGCUGCUUAACCAAAUGAGGAGGUUUAAUCUGUAGAAAACAUAGAAAACUGAUCAUCACAUUUUGGUGCCUGCUAUGUAACAUCCACUUCUGAAAGUAAAUUUGGUGCCAUACAGGAAUCUACAGAACAUGAAUAGCAAUCUCAUACCUUAACUUGCAUAAAGAACUGAACGAUGUAAAUUUCCAUGGGACACAGUAAUACCAUGAAAAUUACUGAGAGAAGUUAAAACAUUUGCAGCACAUAUCAACACCAUCAUAUUUCCACCUUUUAAAAGCAUUGUAAGCCUCAUGGAUUUAAUUGGUGUAUUUUUACAGUAUAUUUCCGAGUUUGUUAUAUUAUGGUAAUAUUAGGUGAUUGGUUCGCUACAAUUCCAGAAUCUCUGGCUAAUUACAAAUUUGAUAGCACUUAAAUGUAAUUGAAUAGUUUAUGUUUCAUCGCUUGGGGUGUGUCCAGCAUGUUAAGAACUAAUCACUAUUAAACCUAUGACUUAACCAAUUGUUAAUGAUUUUAAGAAAUAAUUCCUACUGAACUCCUAAAGAUACUCAUUUUGGUUUAUUCAAGUUCUUUCCAGUUUUUCAGUGAGUUUCAGCUGUGUCUAGUAAAAAAAAAUACUAAUUUUUCUUUGAUGAUAUGACAAGAUGAGUUUUUCCUGAUUUACUUUCACAUAAAAGAGAGUAACUGUAUUGUAGCAUGGUUUUAGCUAAUCUUAUGGUAUUAAUAAUUAUAUACAAAUUAGUUUUAAAUUGAAUGACUAUAACUUAAAUAUUUGCAGGCUAUUUUUUCCUUUAGGAAAAGAAAAGCAUAUAUUAAUUUUUUCUUCAGAAAAUACAUUGAUACCCAAUUUUCCAUAUAUCAUUUCCUUAUAUUGAAAUGUUUUAGAUUUUACAGAGUCAAAGGGAGAAGGACAAAGGAUGGAAGGGAAAUGGUGGGUGUAGGGAUAAGGAUCGUUUUAUGCCCAAAAUGUAAGUGCCACCUGACUGAAGAAAGUCAAGAAAAAUAUUUGGGAAAUAAAAUUUUAACUCUAAGAAAACCACAAUAAAAAAAAUCACUUCCAAGCCAGCAUAGCCCCAAACUGAUGGUAUUCAGGAGAAUUAUUUUUAAUUUUUAAAAGACAUUUGCAUUCCCUUCUUUUUAAAUGGUUUGAUGAGCACAAAGAGCUAUUUGGAAAUUGCAAGCUUAAAGUAGAAAUUAAAAUUCCCAGCAGAUUUCUUUAUCAUAAGUUGACCCCCCCCCCAAGUCAUGCAUUAUUCUCUUUUUCAUUGUUUAAAAAUUGUAUAUAGUUUACUAUUUUAAGUUUCCCUAAAAUAAACUCUGAUAAUGAAAUUA
Monodelphis domestica (gray short-tailed opossum) is the source of this 7163-nucleotide messenger RNA. The record is from RefSeq and is a predicted model, not a curated record. NCBI's taxonomy places the organism in Eukaryota, Metazoa, Chordata, Mammalia, Didelphimorphia, Didelphidae.